AUGUAUGGAGCUGUAGGUAAGUCACACAAGUCAAGUGGAAAAAAUACGUUCUGUAGGAGCUUCUUUCAGUUAAGAAGUUGAUCCAUUCGGUAUGGACAGAAACUCAUUAGUUUCUGGUAUGGAUCAAUACCAGCUAUGACAUUUGCAAACCUUUUAAGUUUUAAGCUUAAAAGCUUACAAUAUUUGGUAAAGAGGAAGAAAGUUGAUUAUUAGAAUGAUAACAAAUGAAACGCUUAACGGUGUACUUCCAUUCAAUAAUCAUAAUCAUCCUUUUUCCCUUGUAAAACUAAAGCAAAUAUAUUAUUAUUUUGAGUUUUGCAAAUGCAACGAGUUCUUUGAUGAAAGACGUUCUGCCGCUUUUUAUCCUGCCUCUCAACAAAGAGCACCAAUUAAGAUCAGGGAAAAGAGGUCAGGAAGUGCAUGAUCACACAAACUGUAUAUAUUUUUUGUCCUCAUUCCAGAGGGUAAGCGACAUGAUGCUUGGAGAGUCUCACCUGCUUAAUGACCUUGAAAGAUUUGCAUUUUCCACAGGCGGACAACCUAUGUGCAUAUAUGGUGAUCCAGCGUACCCUGUGCGGGUUCACUUGCAGUCACCUUAUAAAGGGAACAGGCUUAUGCCUGCCAUGGAGGCCUUUAAUGAAUCAAUGAGCAAAGUAAGAACAUCAGUGGAGUGGGUUUUUGGUGACAUUGUAAGGUCAUUUAAAUUCAUGGAUUUUAAAAACAACUUGAAAAUAGGAUUGAGCCAAAUUGGUAAGAUGUAUCUUGUUUGUUCCUUAAUCCAAAAUGUUAUCACAUGCAUGUAUGGAAAUCAAACAUCUAAUUAUUUUGAUCUGAAUCCACCAACAGUGCAUGAAUAUUUUAACUAA
This is a messenger RNA of Porites lobata, 866 nucleotides long. Lineage: Eukaryota; Metazoa; Cnidaria; Anthozoa; Scleractinia; Poritidae. The record is from the annotation of a GenBank genome assembly.